Messenger RNA from Beta vulgaris subsp. vulgaris (sugar beet), 1759 nucleotides. RefSeq lists its product as uncharacterized. The transcript has 10 exons. Lineage: Eukaryota; Viridiplantae; Streptophyta; Magnoliopsida; Caryophyllales; Amaranthaceae. Bases 70 to 1530 code for a protein of 486 amino acids. Gene Ontology annotation, molecular function: protein-arginine omega-N symmetric methyltransferase activity. The record is from RefSeq and is a predicted model, not a curated record. Gene Ontology annotation, biological process: mitochondrial respiratory chain complex I assembly. Gene Ontology annotation, cellular component: mitochondrion.
CUUGACUGUUUCGUUUUGAUUUCAGGAGUUGAAGAAGCAGAGAGUAAAAUUGAGCUUUGAAGAUUGGAGAUGUUGAGAAGAGCACUGAAAGCGGUGACUUCACAUUCCAUCACCAAUUCACACCUCCGCCCUUUUCUCUCUCCUCAAUCUACAUCUUUUUUCUCAUCUUCAUCAUCACAAACUUCACCUACGCAUUUCGUCGAACAUGUUGCAGGCGACAACAACAACAACAAUGAACCAAACCUUCAAACUCCCACCGCCAUCUCCAUUGAUCGCUCUUCCCUUCAUACCCCUCCUGAACAUUCUCAUGAACCCAGUUCAGAUUCUGAGCUUGUCAAGCACCUAAAAAGCAUAAUCAAGUUUCGUGGAGGUCCUAUCUCGGUGGCUGAGUAUAUGGAGGAAGUUCUCACAAAUCCAAAAGCUGGUUACUACAUGAAUCGUGAUGUCUUUGGUGCAGAAGGUGAUUUUAUCACCUCUCCUGAAGUCAGCCAGAUGUUUGGGGAGAUGAUUAGUGUUUGGGCCAUGUGUCUCUGGGAACAAAUGGGGCGGCCUGCUAAAGUUAAUCUAGUGGAGCUUGGUCCAGGAAGGGGAACCCUUAUGGUCGAUCUUUUACGUGGGGCAUCUAAGUUCAAAAACUUCACAGAAUCCGUGCACAUACACUUAGUCGAGUGCAGCCCUGCACUAAAGGAACUCCAGCACCUCAAUUUGAAGUGCGUGGAUGAAGAUAACGUAUCUUCAGACAGUGAGUUAAAGACAAUAAGCAGACUAACUGGAAACUCUGUAUCAUGGCAUGCUGCUUUAGAGCAUGUUCCAUCUGGAGUGCCAACAAUCAUAAUAGCCCACGAAUUUUAUGAUGCUCUACCUGUUCAUCAGUUUCAGAGAGCUUCUCGUGGCUUCUGUGAGAAAAUGGUUGACGUAGAAGAGGAUUCAGCGUUUCGUUUUGUUCUCUCGCCUACUUAUACACCUGCACAGAUUUUCCUGGCAAAGCGCUGCAAGUGGGCUGUGAAAGAGGAAAUAGACAAGCUCAAUCAGAUUGAGGUUUGCCCAAAAGCUAUGGAGUUGACUGAAUUGAUUUCUACAAGAAUAGGUUCUGAUGGUGGCGGAGCACUUAUCAUUGACUAUGGUCUAAAUGGAAUAGUUUCUGACAGUCUUCAGGCAAUUCGAAAACACAAGUUUGUUGAUAUUCUUGAUGACCCUGGAACUGCAGAUCUCAGUGCUUAUGUUGACUUUGAGUCGAUUCGUCUCUCUGCUGAGGAGGCUUCAGAAGAUGUUUCGGUACACGGUCCUAUUACUCAGUCCCAGUUGUUGGGUUUUCUGGGGAUAAAUUUUCGAAUUGAAGCUUUAUUAGAGAAUUGCACGACAGACGAGCAAGCAGAGAUUCUGCGAGCAGGAUACUGGCGUCUUGUGGGCGAAGGUGAAGCCCCUUUUUGGGAGGGCCCCAAAGACAAGGUUCCUAUCGGGAUGGGUACUCGGUAUUUAGCUAUGGCUAUUGUCAACAAGAAUCAAGGCGUUCCUAUUCCAUAUCAGUGAACUAGAUUUUAGGAUACCUAUAGAAUAGGAAAGUUAAACGGUCUUGAUGUAAUAGAAACGCCACUUAAAAAGAGCGUCACUGGUUUCUCUUUUUUUUUAAAAAAAAAAAAAAUUUAUUGUGUAACUCAGUUACUCACAAUUUGUCAUAAGAGGUUUUAUCUUUGUAAUUUGGAUGAACAUAGUUCUGUGGAUCCUUUUAUAAUCAAAUGGCUAAGGAUCUUAACUAUAA